This is a messenger RNA of Pistacia vera, 633 nucleotides long. Its product is annotated as calvin cycle protein CP12-3, chloroplastic. The transcript has a single exon. NCBI's taxonomy places the organism in Eukaryota, Viridiplantae, Streptophyta, Magnoliopsida, Sapindales, Anacardiaceae. The record is from RefSeq and is a predicted model, not a curated record. The coding region runs from base 75 to 488 and encodes 137 amino acids. Gene Ontology annotation, biological process: negative regulation of reductive pentose-phosphate cycle. Gene Ontology annotation, cellular component: chloroplast.
UGGUCUUUACAAAGAAGUAAAGGAACAAGAAAGAAAGGAUCGAGCGAGGAUAUUGAAGAAAGCAAAUUGAGUUAAUGGCAUCUUUGGCUGCGACAGUAAGCGUUCCUUCAACAGGAACAGGAACAAGAACAUCGUUCUUGGCUUCGAGAUCUUGUUUUUGUUCAAAGAAAAUAAUAAUAGUAUCGGGUCAACAGAAGAAGGCGGAGAGAAGGAAUGUGAGUGUGAAAGCGACGGGAAUGCCAAAGUUUAAGGGGACGCAUAUGAGAGAGAAGAAACUGGCAGAAAUGAUCGAACAGAAAGUGGUUGAAGCUAAGCAAGUAUGUGAGGGAGAUCUAACCUCUGACGAAUGUAAGGUAGCGUGGGAUGAAGUGGAAGAAGUGAGCCAAGCCAAGGCGGACCUCAGACGCAAACUUGAGAAGCAAGAUCCUCUUGAAUUCUUUUGCCAAGACAAUCCUGAGACUGACGAGUGUCGUAUCUAUGACGAUUAGAUUGAAGCAUCGUAUCAACGUACCCCUGUUAUUUACUUGUUCUUUCUGCAAGUGUUUUAUGUUGUACCGUGUUUGUAAUCUUUGUAAUUGUUGUCAUAUAAUGUUAUAAGAUAAUUCUCGUUAGUAAAAUGCACAUUUAACAGCA